Messenger RNA from Fusarium sp. VM40, 1755 nucleotides. NCBI's taxonomy places the organism in Eukaryota, Fungi, Ascomycota, Sordariomycetes, Hypocreales, Nectriaceae. The record is from the annotation of a GenBank genome assembly.
AUGGCUGUCGUUCUUCCUUCCGACGACAACGGUUACUUUACCGGGUCCGGUCUGCGACGCUCACAUUCUCACUCUAACUUUAUCCCAUCAAAUUCGUCAUUCUCUGCUUCUUCUCACCUGAGCGAUCAUUACAAGCCUGUCUCAAAAUCAUACGCCGAAUCCAACUCAUCAUCGGCUCCCUCAUCUCCCCGUACCGUUCACGCCGACUCGGUCGAUCUUUCUUACGCAUCAACACCUGCCACCAACCUCUCUAUUGCCUCCGACUACGACGACGCCAUUGGACUCGCCGGAUCACCCGAGGACCAUUUCAUGUUUCCAUCCUUCGCCCAGGAGAAAUUCUACGUCCACCCAGAGAUUCGUUCCGAAAUCCACCACGAUGACAACUUAGAACCACCCCCUAGUCCCCGAACGGGUGACUCUUACACAGUCUCUCCUGCCGAGCAUGAGAACCCUGAAGAGAGCUCUGAAGACACAUCAAGGCCCGAAACACCAGAACACGAAAAGUCUGAGCAUGCUGAGGACGACACUGCUGUCUCAAGUAGGCCUUCCCGUCAAGUUGAUUACCUAUCCCAUGAGUGGAGAGAGGAGGAUAUCUGGUCAUCUUGGCGAUACGUCGUUACCCGUCGGGGAGAGUUUCCCAAUAGCGCUCGAUUGGAGAACGCUUCUUGGAGAACAUGGAUGAAGGCCAAGAAUAACCUCAAGACCAUUUCUCCCGAAUCGCUCAACUGGCUCAAGGACUGCGAUGUCACCUGGCUUUAUGGCCCCUUACAAUCCGGACCCAAGAACAUUCACUCAACCCAUACGGAGCCAUCAAGUGUGUCUCUGUCCAAGUGUGACUCGUUUGUCAACCUUAGCAAGAAGCCCAUCCUCAAGAAGAGAAGCAUGUCUGAAGUCAUGCUCCAGCGAUCGCUGUCAACGGCUUCAUUAUUGAAGCAAGCUACAGCGGCUGUAAAGGCCCAAGAGACACGGGGUAUCCUCCGACCCCACCUCGGCCGUUCUUCUACAGAUUACUUUGCCUACCCAUUCGCAUCACGUCGGAUGAGUGGAGAAAGCAGCAGCGCCGUCCUCUCGGUAGAGUCAUCCGGAAUCAUUUCCCCCAGUUCUGAACGAAAGCAUAUUCAUUUCAAUGAGCAAGUCGAGCAGUGCAUUGCUCUCGAAGCUAAGGGCGAAGAGGAAGAGGAAGAAGAUGUUGUUGACUACGGCUCUGAUAGUGACUCGGAUGACGGUGUUAUGAUGAAACGAGUCAAGACAAAGAAGCGACCUAUCUCCCGACGCAAGACCUUGAAGCCAAAACCCACAGCUGAGGGGAAAACAAUUGCUAAAUUGCCAUCUACCACCCUCAAAUACCGCGAAGACACUCCUGAGCCGCGAGAGACCGCCAUGAAACACUCCCGAAGCCCUCUCAUGUCACCUUCUUCUUCACAAGAGACCUUGAAGCCAGCUAAACAGUCCGGCAAGUUCUUUUUCGGAGAAGAGGACCAUGAAGACACCCUCGACGAUGCGCUGUUAAGCCCCCGCUCAGGGUGGGCGUCCCCCCCUCGCGAGGGUAUCAAUGGCGGUCUAAACAGAUCCAUCUCGUCGGGCAGUCUUUGCGAGGAACCUGCGGGCAUGCGACGCACGCCAUCCGGUAUGUUUAUGCCUUACGAGGAAGGCGAACUGCAGUCUGGGGAUGGCAUCUUUGGCCGUGUUAUUGACACCGUCAAUACUGCUCGCGAUAUUGCCCACGUUAUAUGGAACGUUGGGUGGAGGAAGUAA